This is a messenger RNA of Aspergillus mulundensis, 1503 nucleotides long. RefSeq lists its product as uncharacterized. The record is from RefSeq and is a predicted model, not a curated record. NCBI's taxonomy places the organism in Eukaryota, Fungi, Ascomycota, Eurotiomycetes, Eurotiales, Aspergillaceae. Bases 1 to 1503 code for a protein of 500 amino acids. The transcript is spliced from 2 exons.
AUGGAGCGGGGACGGGAUUUUCGGAGCAUCAUAAACUCAGUGCCCUUUACUUUCUUGGUCGGUCCAAGCCAUACAAAACUCACCAUCCAGUCGGGUCUCGCCCACCAUGUCUCCAGACCUCUGGAUCACCUCAUCAACAGCGGCCAGACCCGAGAAUCCAAGCACCAGAUUGCCAUAUUAGAAGAUGAAGAUGUUGAGACCUUUGUCGCAUUCUGCGAAUAUGCGUACACAGGCGACUACGCGGUGCCACCGCCUGGAUCUCGAGAAGACGACGUAGAGCAGGACUCCAUCAAUCAUGCGCUCAAUGGCGUGUACCCUGACACUGGCCGCACAUCGCCAGCAGCAGGCUUGGGGAAGUCACCACGAAGACCAACAGAAGCUCCAAGCGAGGCAGCUGCGGAAGCCUCCAAUGGUAACGAUGACAGAGGUAAAGAUGUGAACAGAGAUGAAGAGCAGCACAGACCCUCAAGCCGGCAGUCAAGUCACAGAGACAAACAAGCUCGGUACAGUUCGACAAAAUCUGAGUAUAUGACCCAGGAGCAAACUGUUACACCUCGAGAUUCGGAUCAAUCGCCCACCCCUUCUGCGGAUUUCUCUCCGACCCGAGGAAGAAGACGCCGGAGAGGAAAGACUGAUGAACAGGGGUUCAUCCAAGACGCAACCUCCAAGCUCACUCCUCCUUGUACACCCCCUGGCGCUGCACGAGUCAAGGAUGAAACCAAUUCGGCUGAAGAACCUGGCGAAACCCCCCACGCAAUGACCGGGGCCGACCAAUCUGUCCCACAAUCGAUGAAGCAUCCCGCACCAACUUCCGGCAACGUCGCUGAUAGAAGUGGAUAUGAGGGGAAUAUGCAUCAACAAGAGCAGAGUACAGCUAGAAGCCGAGCGCGGCCGGUCAUAGAUACGUCGUUCGCCAAUCAGCAGUUCUCUCCUCGGCACGAGAAGGGAACAGGCCUGUGGGAUGAGUUCACUGGUAUCGACGACAUCGACUUUCGCUUCUCAACUUCCAGAGCAAGGUCCUCAAACCCACUUCCUGGGGUUACAUUGCCCUAUCUGAUCUUCCAUGCCAAGUUAUAUGUCUUUGCCACACGCUACCUGAUCCCGGGCCUCGCGCAUCUCUGUCUGCAAAAACUCCACUACGACCUUCUGAACCUGGCAUUCCCAGACCCAGACCCCGACAAUCAGUUCGAGGAGCAGCUUGUUCUGACCACAACCAAGGCCAGGAUGAUCGUCAAUCUCCUCAACUACACCUACACGAAAACAACCCGCCUGGAGCCGAUAACACCUUCGUCGGCAACUCAGCUUCGAGAUAAUGAGCUUCGGAGACUCGUGGUGCAUUAUGCUGCAUGUAAGGUGCGAGACCUAGCGGUGUAUUGUCCUCCAAUCGAACCUAUUGCGGGAUCCCAGUUCUAUGCGGAGCAACCAUCUGCACGCGGAUUUCGCGCGCUCUUGGAUACUCUUCCGGAGCUUGCUUCAGAUCUGAUAUACCGCAUGAUACAGUGA